AUAUUUCACGCUUGUGCUUGUUUUGAUACAUUUCAGCUCCUAGCACGUGUGGAAGGGUCGAGAUCGAAUUUUGGGAUAAUUGGAGGUAAAAAAGCGCAAAAAAGCCGAAGAAAAGUCCGAAGUAACAGUGAAGUGCAGGCGUCCAGGAAGCAGCCGUAGUUCACAGUCUCCUAAGACCGUGAACUGGAACCACAAACCAUGAACAUCAAGCAGUCCAGCGAGGUUUCAGAGAUUACUGACGCAAAGGGAGUUCACGGUC
Molecule: messenger RNA, 259 nt
Organism: Linum tenue
Lineage: Eukaryota; Viridiplantae; Streptophyta; Magnoliopsida; Malpighiales; Linaceae
Source: the annotation of a GenBank genome assembly